This is a messenger RNA of Rosa rugosa (rugosa rose), 2152 nucleotides long. RefSeq lists its product as uncharacterized. NCBI's taxonomy places the organism in Eukaryota, Viridiplantae, Streptophyta, Magnoliopsida, Rosales, Rosaceae. The record is from RefSeq and is a predicted model, not a curated record. The coding region runs from base 595 to 1986 and encodes 463 amino acids. The transcript is spliced from 7 exons.
CGUCAUCAGAACACAUAAACAGAAGUACAGAACACAUAAAAGCCGUCACACUGAAGCCUCAGCCUCGAUCAGUUUGCUCAGCCUUAAUGACUUCUGUCACACACUCCCUUCCCGCCAUACCCACAUCAUCACUCUCACUUCAAUCUCUCGGUUCACGAUCCAAGCCCAAUCCCGAACUCAGACCCAAACCCAGUCCCUUUCCCUCCCAUAUAUAUACACUAAACAAAACUUCCCUCCGGCCUUUGACUUCUCCCCACAACCGCCGCUGAAGGGUCACUUCACAGCUCCGGCACCCUAUCAUCUCUCCGGACGACCACUGGGGAAUAUGGACCACCCUCUUCGCCACCGGCGCUUUCGGCCUGUGGUCGGAGAAGACCAAGAUUGGUGGGAUGGUGAGUGACUGAGUGCUGCUCUGGUGAGCACUUUAGUUGGGCUUGCAGCUAGUAAUGUUUAUAAAAAUUUAAUAAGUAAUCGAUUGGAAUAAAGUGGGAAUUAUAUAUGGAUCAUAGCCAAUGAAUAAAGCUGAGAGAGUCCACUCCCAAGUAAACCACUUUCAAUUUUCAAUCUUUUUCUCUCUAUAGUGAAUCGCCGGCGAUGACCAUGGCAUCUAAGCUCUCCGUUUUUCCCGGCUCACGGCCAUCGUUGCCGGCAGAGUUGCAACGGUCAAGUUUCUCUUCCAGCCAAAACCUGAGUUUCGGUCCUUCACGCGCCACCGCCGGUGGCAGCUCAUUUCCGUUGAAGAACACAAGGCGGCAGAGCUUUCUCUCAACUCCGGCUCCGCCUAAAUCCGACCGAUCUGUUACGGCGAAGUUCCAGCUCCAAACCCCUCUCAUUUCUCCUCAUGAUCAAUGGGGCAACUGGACCGUACUCUUCGCCACCGGCGCUUUUGGUAUCUGGUCGGAGAAGAACACCAACAUUGGGGGUGCAUUGAGUGGCGCGUUGGUGAGCACAUUGAUUGGACUUGCGGUGAGCAAUUUGGGAGUUAUUUCGUCGAAUGCACCAGCGUUAUCGAUUGUGUUGGAGUUUCUGCUCCCUCUGGCUGUGCCAUUGCUGUUGUACAGGGCGGACUUGCGCCGUGUGAUCAAAUCAACCGGGCCUCUGCUCUUGGCCUUCUUGCUAGGAUCAGUUGCGACGACAGUUGGAACAGUGGUGGCAUAUCUAUUGGUGCCGAUGCGAGCACUUGGGCCAGAUAGUUGGAAAAUAGCAGCUGCACUCAUGGGAAGACACAUCGGUGGAUGUAAUUUUUGCAGUUGGAUUCAUGUAGCUUUCAAUUACGUUGCCAUAGCCGAUGCUCUUGGGGUUUCUCCGUCAAUUUUAGCUGCUGGACUAGCCGCAGAUAAUGUCAUUAAUGCUGUAUACUUUUCAACAUUGUUUGCAUUGGCUUCAAGAGUACCUGCAGAGGCUCCAACAUUUGAUACUGGCAUUGCAAUGGACGCAGAGUCCGACUCUGGAAACAAACUUCCUCUGGUACAAACUGCUACAGCCCUUGCCGUGUCCUUAGCCAUCUGCAAGAGUGGCUAUUAUCUCACAAAAUACUUUCGAAUUCAAGGAGGUAUCCUGCCAGCCGUAACAGCCAUUGUGGUUGUUCUUGCGACUGUAUUUCCAAAACAGUUUGCAUAUCUUGCACCAUCUGGUGAGGCUAUGGCCAUGAUCCUAAUGCAGGUAUUUUUCACGGUGGUGGGAGCAAGUGGGAGCAUUUGGAGUGUGAUCAACACUGCUCCUAGUAUCUUCCUCUUUGCUUUAGUCCAGAUUGCCGUCCAUCUUGCUAUGAUUCUUGGAUUGGGAAAGCUAUUGGGAUUUGACCUCAAGUUGUUGCUUAUAGCAUCAAAUGCCAAUAUUGGAGGCCCAACAACAGCUUGUGGAAUGGCCACAACCAAAGAAUGGCAUUCUAUGAUUGUCCCUGGUAUUCUUGCAGGCAUCUUCGGCAUUUCCAUUGCAACUUUCCUCGGCAUUGGAUUUGGGGUUGCCGUUCUAAAAGCCAUGUAAUUUUCCAUCUGAAGAUUAGCAGAAAUGGUUCAAACCAAUAGCUUUUCUGUACCAAGAGUAGCAGAAGAUAAGUACAUAGAAUACCCAUUUGUACUAGUUUAGAACAGGGAUAAUUUGAAUGCAAGUCACCACUACACAUUUGAUGUCUGGCAUGAAAUUCCUCAUU